Messenger RNA from Daucus carota subsp. sativus, 1455 nucleotides. RefSeq names its product loganic acid O-methyltransferase-like. Gene Ontology annotation, molecular function: S-adenosylmethionine-dependent methyltransferase activity. The record is from RefSeq and is a predicted model, not a curated record. The transcript has 4 exons. Lineage: Eukaryota; Viridiplantae; Streptophyta; Magnoliopsida; Apiales; Apiaceae. The coding region runs from base 204 to 1274 and encodes 356 amino acids. Gene Ontology annotation, biological process: methylation.
CCUCACAUCAUCUUUAUUUCAUCAAAAACAUAUGCUAUAGUAGUGAUAGUACUAUCAUUGAUAGUACUAAAUAAAAACAAACGCUAAGCCAGAAGUAUAAACUAUACACACAAAUUUCUGAAUCUAUACAUCAUCAAGAACACAACUUUCACUCCCAUCAUCUCUAAUUUACAGUGUCCACUAAAGUGUUUGUCAGCCAGAAAAUGGAGUACAAUGUAGCUAUGAACGGUGGAGAUGGCCCUAACAGCUACACCCAAAAUUCGAAGAUACAGGAAGAGUCAUUCGAUGUCACAAAAUCGCUGCUAAUCGGGUGCAUAAGAGACCAUCUUGAUAUACAGAAAAGUUGCAAAGUUGUCAGGAUUGCGGACCUUGGAUGCUCAGUAGGCCCUAACACAUUUUCAUGUGUUAACACCAUAAUACAAGAAGUGAAACUCAAAUUUGCUACUCAAUUUCCAGGAUUCACCAGCCCCGAGUUUCAAGUUUUCUUUAAUGACACCUUUUGCAACGACUUCAACACGCUAUUCAAUGCUCUUCCUCUCGAUAGGUUGUACAUGGCAGCAGGAGUUCCUGGCUCUUUUUAUGGUCAAUUGUUCCCAAAAGGGUCCAUGAAUUUCAUGCACUCUUCUUUCUCUUGUCAUUGGAUUUCUCAAGUUCCUAAAGAAGUACUAAGAAAGGACUCCAGAGCGUGGAACAAAGGCAGAAUAAGUUAUGUUAGAAGUUCUUGUGAAGUAAAACAGGCUUUUGCUGCUCAGUUUAUGAGCGAUUUUGAAGCUUUCAUUGGUGCAAGAUCUGCAGAGUUAGCGCCUGGAGGGUUAAUAUUCAUAUCCAUCCCUUGCAAGAGCAAUUUAUCCGAAUUAAGCAUCUUGGAAUCAACAGAUAUCUUGGGCGAUGCUUUCAUUGACAUGGUUAAGGAGGGCCUGGUAGAGGAAGAACUUCUCGACUCGUUCAAUCUACCACUCUAUAUACCGACACCGUCUGAGGUGAUUAAAUUAGUGUCCCGUGACGAGCAUUUGAAUAUUCUCAAGGUAGAGGAAUCAUUUCUGGAAGUAAAGAUGAGUUCUGCUGAAGAUAUUAUGUUUGAGAGUUCUCAUCUCAGAGCAGUGAUGGAAGGCAUUAUAAACAAACACUUUGGGCCAGAUAUUCUCAUGGAUGACCUUUUUCAUCGAUACUGCAAUAAACUCAAAGAAUUCUCAACCCAGUUUAAGAAUUAUUACAAGGUUGGUAUUGUUUCCGUGGCUGUUGAACGAGUGAUCUUGCAGGAUGAACUCGUUUAGACGAGUAGAUACUCUUGUUCUCUUAUAAGAGGAGAGGAUCUCAAAGAAGGUCACUUUGUGAGCUAAAAUGCACCCUCAGUUUCAUAUUACAUGUCUGGUUUUGUAUCCAUGUAUAAACAUCAUUAGAAUAUGUUAGACUAUUAGUUUUUAUUGAAAUAUAAUUCUUAAAACUUUUCUAUUA